UAUAUUGCAUCCGAUUUAAUGUCCUGUAUGAUACCAUCCUUAUGGUUAAGUUACGAAAUGGAGACCUCACAUAUACUAUUCAUUACAUUAUGUUUAAUGAUUUUACCUCACUGGAAUAAACUUCAAUCCACAGAUCACGAUCAAGGUCAAGUAAGUUACCCUAUGUGUGUCGAAAGCGAACUUGGUAUGGCACUUGUAGAUAGAGGGAAGGAGCCUUUCCAUGGAUCUUUUAAAAACAAUACAAGCACUUCUUGCACAAGCCACUGCUUGAAGUUAGAGUACAAGUUUGCUGGAACAAAGGAAAAGCUCUGCUAUUGCGCUGACAGCAUUCGAAAUGAUACAGAUGCAGCCACCUGUGACAAAGAAUGUCCUGGCGAUAAAAACGAAGUUUGCGGUGGUGAAGAAGGGAUAUCGUGUAGGUACCAUUUAAUUUCUAUUUCAUGUUUGUUCAAUAUGAUCAUUGUACGGAAAAUGUAUUUAAAAGAAUAA
Mercenaria mercenaria is the source of this 489-nucleotide messenger RNA. RefSeq lists its product as uncharacterized. The coding region runs from base 19 to 489 and encodes 156 amino acids. The transcript has 3 exons. Lineage: Eukaryota; Metazoa; Mollusca; Bivalvia; Venerida; Veneridae. The record is from RefSeq and is a predicted model, not a curated record.